AUUGCUGUGAUUGGUGCGUUCAUGAUUUCUACAAGCUUGGUUGCAGUGCGGCGGUUGUUGGUGUAGCUGCUGUCAGAAGUCAAGCAUCGCAGCUCGCUGUUGCAAUGCAGUUCCUGGGGCGUCUUUUGGACACCGUCUCUUCUGUAUCAACCCUAUUCACCAACCCUUACCGGGUGAGAGAUGUGCCGCUGUCCGACUAUGGUGGGGGAGGAAAGGUCAAGCUGAAACAAGACGGACGUCUGGUUCUGUAUAAGAAUGGCCAAUGCCAAUCAUGGGACUGUGUGCUUUUGUGCCCUGAAACGCCUACGGCGGCCCUGAGGCUUUUUCAGGUGGCAUCAGAGGAGGAUGCCAUGAACUGGUUCCCACAGUACGCUCUCAAACUCCCUCCCUUCUACGAAACACUCCCGCCAAUGAAAGCAGAGACGGCACAGAUGAUCGUAGACUGCCUCCGCAACCACCCGGAUUGGAGCGCCGCUCACAUCGCGGUGGAUACGGGGCUAAGGGAGUGCCUCAAGCAUAACUAUGUCCAAAGUCAGAUCAACGCUCGGGAUGUGCUGGGUCAGACACCGCUGCACCUGGCGUGCGAACGAAGCGACUCGGUGUGUGUGAAGGAGCUGCUGGACGAGAGCCAGGCUCGCACGGACAUCAGAGACCACCAAGGAGACACGCCAAUGCACUUUGCUGCCAAGCAGGACUCCCCUGUCAUCGUCCAGGUCCUGUGCUCGCGGUUGUGCUCCGGGGUGGACGAACUCAACAACAACGGGGAGACACCACUCCACGUAUCUUGCCGUCUAGGCAGGGUGGAAGCCGUCAAAGCACUCCUGGGGGGCGGGGCUAAGUGCAAUGUCCUGGGCGGAGUUGGCUACCCAAUCCACACCGCCAUGAAGUAUAGCGAGAAGGGCUGUGCAGAAGAGGUCCUGAAUGCGGAUCCUGACCAGUUGCAUGCUGAAGACUCGCUGUAUGGAGGCACACCCCUCCACUGGGCAAAAACAGCCGAGAUGUGUCGCAUGCUGCUGGAGAAGGACUGCUCCAUCAACUACCUCAGCAAGACUGGCGAGACCGCCCUCCACGUUUUGACCAGGAAGGGUCGCUUUGAGGCGGCCAUGAUUCUACUCACCCACGGCGCCAACGCCAACCUGAAGGGGCAGGACGGCAACACGGCGUUGCAUCUAGCCAUGAAGAUGGAUCACAUGGAAUUGAUCAAAGCUCUGAUUGUGUUCGGGGCCGAUGUGGAGAUCCACAAUGACUUGGGAGAAACGCCGGGACUGAUCGCUGCUCGCACUAGCAAAGGUCCCAAUAGGAAGAUACUGCUGGACAUGCUGUGUAGUGUAGGUGUGCAACGCUGCCUGCCUCCCACCCCUGGCAGCCUCCCCCCGCUGUCCAACAAGGCUGUAGCGCUGGGCAUAGGCUUUGAGGACCUUAUGCACAUGGGAGCUGCCAUCACCGCAAUGAACACAGGUACAUCACAAGUGGACGGUACCAACAAACAGAGGAUGGAUAGACUGCUGUGUCUGGAUGGAGGAGGCAUCAAAGGCCUGGUUCUGAUCCAGAUGCUUAUCGCCUUGGAGAAAGAAGCCGGCCGCCCCACAAGAGAACUCUUCGACUGGGUGGCUGGCACCAGCACCGGCGGAAUCCUGGCCCUGGCUAUAAUCCACGGAAAGUCCAUGGAGUACCUCCGCUGCUUGUACUUCAGGAUGAAGGAGCAGGUGUUCAAAGGGUCUCGCCCCUACGAGUCUGCCCCUCUGGAGGACUUCCUGAAGAAAGAAUUUGGGGAGAACACCAAAAUGACAGAUGUCCAGUACCCCAGGGUGAUGGUAACCAGUGUUUUAGCAGACCGCCACCCAGGAGAGCUCCACAUCUUCAGGAACUACGACCCACCCUCCGUCCAAAGAGAGCCCCCCUACGCCACCACAGCCACUUUCAAACCUCUCACCAUCCCACGGGAGCAACUUGUAUGGCGAGCUGCCCGGUCCAGCGGUGCCGCCCCCACAUACUUCCGCCCAAUGGGACGCUUCCUGGACGGUGGGCUGUUGGCCAACAACCCCACGCUAGAUGCCAUGUCAGAGAUCCAUCAGUAUUACAAAGUUAUAAAAGCAGAGGGCGACGGAGUUGAAAUCAAGAAGCUUGGUCUUGUUGUUUCCCUUGGCACUGGGAAGCCUCCCCAAGUGGCGGUGAGUUCCGUAGACGUUUUCCGACCCUCGAACCCUCUGGAGUUGGCCAAGAGCAUCGUGGGAGCCAAGGAGCUGGGCAAGAUGCUGGUGGACUGUUGUACCGACUCAGAUGGCUGUGCAGUGGACAGAGCUAGAGCCUGGUGUGAAAUGACAGACAUUGUCUACCACAGAUUGAGCCCACAGCUUUCUCAGGAGGUGAUGCUGGAUGAAGUCAGUGAUGCCGUUCUGGUGGACAUGCUGUGGGAAACUCAGUUGUACCUUUACGAGAAGAGGGACGUGCUGCAAUCCCUUGCCAAAGCGCUACUCUUGGAGAACUAAAAAAAAAAAAAAGGAUGCAGACACACUCAUGAGGGAUCAUUGCGAGAUCACAGGCAUGUUUUGAAGGUCUUCAAGGUCUUCUGCAGGUAUGUGACUGGUAUACUGGCGUAGUAUCAAACCUGCGAAAAAUAAGCUUGCCUAACAACAGGUCGCACCUUCCAUUCUUAAUAGUUUUGUGUGUGCAAUGUUUGAUUUAUCACAUUAAUAUUCCUCUUAUCCAUUGUGAUGUCAUCUUGACAAAAUAUGAUGCUGCUUGUGUGGUGAUGAGGAGGAGGAAGCAGCCUUUUUCCACUUGAUCUCCACAUGUUAUUAUUUACUGACUUCAGGUCCCAAGUUCUCUUUAUGACCCUCGUACCACUAUGUACCUCAUUUUACCUGAUGUUAUCUUUUAUUGACUAUAUGUUUAUUAUUCUGGUCGGCGCUUGAACUGCAUCAUACUGAGGGGUGUUUGAAACAUUUUGGUGACCCGCAGCUAAAAUGUUGAAACUAAUUGUUGUUGUCUUUAGUUUACUUGAGUGUUAAUACAAUGUAAAUCCAAUCUGUAAAGACAGGGGUUUUAAUGAAGUUUUUGGGAAUUAAUUUCUUUAGUUUGAUGAACACAAAAGAAUACUUCAGUUACCAACUUACUUGAAAGUGAAGCAUAAGAUAAACUGGACACAAGCUACUUUAUUAUUCCAUUUUGUAUACUUGGAUAUUUAAAAAGCACAUAUUCGGUAUUAUUGAAUUUUAAUGUUGUAUAUCCAAUAAAAAUACAUUUAUGUCAAAUAGAAAUGACAGUCUGGCAUGACUUAAGCACAUUUUAUUUCAUGUUUUUGUUUACUAAAGGAAAAUAAUAAUUAUGCUAUUUGGAAUCAAACCAUAGACAAAUAAAGGUAUAUGUACUUAACCAAUGUAAAACUCCAACAAUAAAAUAUGUCAUAAAAACAGAAGGUCUGCUUUAAAAUAUGUACUUUAAACAAAGCGAAUUUAGAGGUCACAGUAAAAAGAUGAAAAAAUAUUUGUGAUGUCAUACUUGGAGCGUAUAGUUUGUUGUGAUGUUUUCUCCCCUGCAGAUGGCACCAGUGAUCAAUAUUCUGAGUCCUGUCCAGAGUGCAAUAAAACCCCAAUGGUGUUGGAUGUACUGUAUGCUGCUGUGGAUUUCUGUAGAUUAUUUGUCAAAAAAAGGCUUGGAGCAUAACACUAACCCGGAUUUGAACUGGGGACCUC
This is a messenger RNA of Doryrhamphus excisus (bluestripe pipefish), 3695 nucleotides long. RefSeq names its product phospholipase A2, group VI (cytosolic, calcium-independent) (gene pla2g6). Gene Ontology annotation, biological process: cardiolipin acyl-chain remodeling; positive regulation of ceramide biosynthetic process. Lineage: Eukaryota; Metazoa; Chordata; Actinopteri; Syngnathiformes; Syngnathidae. The record is from RefSeq and is a predicted model, not a curated record. Gene Ontology annotation, molecular function: long-chain fatty acyl-CoA hydrolase activity; protein binding. Gene Ontology annotation, cellular component: mitochondrion.